Molecule: messenger RNA, 2329 nt
Organism: Amborella trichopoda
Lineage: Eukaryota; Viridiplantae; Streptophyta; Magnoliopsida; Amborellales; Amborellaceae
Source: RefSeq, a predicted model, not a curated record
CAUGUAGGAGGAUCAUAUAACCGCAAUAGAUAUGGUAUACCUUCUAAUCGUACGCAAUAGAUAGUCGGGCGCUGCAAGUAGGGUGAGGAGGUCAGGAAAUGAUGGGUGUGUCCUUCCCCCUCGCCUCUGUGUCCCUCCUCUCUCACCUUCGCUUCAUCCCAAUUCCAAUCACUGCAUCUGCUUCUGCUUCUGCUUCUGCUUCGGCUUCGUCCUGGUUAUUAUUAUGUCUAAGAAACGGGAGCUGGAGGAGGAAACAUGCUGCUGCUGUGACGAAAUGGGACCACCGCCACCACUACUCAUCCUUUGCCUCCCACUCUCUUCUUAAACAACGCCUCUCUCAUUCGGUCGCUGUAAGAAUUAGGUAUGACAAUGGUGGCAGCGGGGGAGAAGAGGAGGCCGUGUUGAUGAGCACUGUCCUGGGCAUAGAAACCAGCUGUGAUGACACCGCUGCUGCCAUUGUUUGUAGCGAUGGAAGGAUUCUUAGCGAGGUUGUGUCUUCACAGACAGAUUUGCUUUCACGAUAUGGUGGAGUUGCUCCUAAAAUGGCAGAAGAAGCACAUUUACAAGUAAUUGAUCAGGUUGUUCAGCAGGCACUUGAGAAUGCAAAUCUGAAAGAGACCGAUCUCUCAGCAGUUGCUGUUACUAUUGGCCCCGGUUUAAGCCUUUGCUUGCGUGUUGGUGUACAGAAGGCUAGAAGAUUUGCUGGCAAGUUCAGGUUACCUAUAAUCGGAGUACAUCACAUGGAAGCUCAUGCUCUUGUUGCUAGGCUAGUUCAUAAAGAGCUGGAAUUUCCAUUCUUGGCCCUUCUGAUUUCAGGAGGACAUAAUCUCCUUAUUCUAGCACGUGAUCUUGGUGACUAUGUUCAACUUGGGACAACAAUAGAUGAUGCGAUAGGUGAGGCUUUUGACAAGACAGCAAGAUGGCUUGGCCUUGACAUGAGAAGGGGUGGUGGGCCAGCUUUAGAAGAGCUUGCUCGGGAAGGCGACCCACAUUCAAUUAAAUUCUCUGUUCCCAUGAAGCAACACAAGGAUUGCAAUUUCUCAUAUGCGGGUUUGAAAACUCAAGUGAGGAUGGCAAUUGAAUCUAGAAACAUAAAUACAGAAAAAAAUGUCAUCUCCUCCAUAGAUUGUGAAGACCGAAAAGCUCGUGCAGAUAUAGCUGCCUCUUUCCAGCGAGUAGCAGUUCUACAUUUGGAGGAAAGGUGUGAACGUGCUAUAGAAUGGGCUCUAGGCAUCGAACCCUCCAUAACAUCUUUGGUAAUUUCUGGAGGUGUUGCAUCAAACCAGUAUGUUAGGUUGCGUCUUGAUGAUGUUGUUGAGAGGAAUGACCUACAACUGGUUUGCCCUCCUCCAAGACUUUGCACUGACAAUGGGCGGUUGCUGUCCCAGUCACUUGCCUAUGGCACAUGACAUAGUUCUGUUACCUGAGUACUGCAUAAGGUCCAAAAACCUCUGCAAAGUCACUAGACAGCCUCCAUGAUAAUCUGCCUGAAGGGUUAGCCAUUUUAUGAUAACUCAGGAAUGUUGGCAAAGUUUUGCUUCACUGUCUGCAGUACAAGGUACUUUCAUGCUACAGAAUUGAUAUUUAGGAGCGUAGCCUCUCGCCAGCUCUUCCGCGCAAUACACUUUGAAAUGUAUGUAGAAGAAGCUAGCCCAUCUCCAUGGACUGACUUCCAUUCAAGGUCGCUUCAUCUUUGCCUCAAUUCUCCAAAGCAUCCUUCGGGUCAUGUUUUACAUAUUUGGCAAGGGAAAGAGAGUAAAGUCCUAUUCCUAUCGGAUAAAGGUGGAUGAUCAUAAGGACACCACAAAGAAGCAAAAUGGAUAGAGUCCAACCAUAUUUAGUGUUGCAACAAGGGGGAAAAAGAAUCCAAUUGGAAACCCAUAUGUGAAAACAAUCAAUCAUACUUAGCGGAGUUUUCUCUUGCACAAUCAAAAGUGCACCAUCUUGUAUAGGGGGGAGACUCUCAUGCUGCAAUGAGCCUGGAACAUUCCCACCUCAACUCAAUUGAGACAUAGGAGAACAAUACCUUACUCAAAGUCUCCAAAACGCUUCUUGUUUUGUGAUAUGAUUACAUUCUUUUGAGGCAAGGUCACGAACCCUAAAUAUAUAUCACCUGUGAACAACCUCUUCCACCAAUAUUUCUAUGCACUUUGCACAUGGAUCGAGUUCUGAAAUGGAUUCCCCACCUAGAUCGAGUCUGCCUAGUACAUCUAAAGCUUGGAGAAUUCCCAGGCUCCUCCACGAACAAACUUACAAACAUGUCUUCUUUGAGAUAUUAUCAGUUCAUUGCUUUGUUGUGAAACAAUGACAUCAAUGUCAACAUUUUUUG